UGUUAUCGCGGAGCGGAGCCGGGGCGGGUGUGUCCGGUUAGAGCCCGAGCGCGCCGAGCCGCCUUCGCCCCGCCCCGCCCCGCUCCGCCCGGCCGGACCCUCCCCCCCGCUCCCCCUGGCGCGGAACCGCCCGGGAGCCCGGGCCUCGCCCUGCAGCCCCGGCCCGCGCGGCGGGGAGGAGGGAGCGGCGGGGCGGGACCCGCAGCCGGUACCUGCUGAGCCUCUGCGAUAGCCCUGGGGCUGGUGUUGGAGUUCUUGCAGCUGACCUCUCCUUUUUUAUGCUCUUUGGCUCUCCAUGCGAGCCAGAGACAAAUGGAUGCAAUCGCCAGCGGCAGCCUCAAGAGGAAGUUCGAAGAUGUGGAUGUGGGCUCGCCCAUCUCCAACUCGGACGAUGAGAUCUCCAACAGCGACAGCGCCGACAGCUGCGAUAGCCUCAACCCGCCAAGCACCAUUGGCUUCAUACCCACAUCCAUCUUGAAGAGGCAGAAACAGCUGCGCAGGAAGAAUGUGCGUUUUGACCAGGUGACCGUGUACUAUUUCGCCCGGCGCCAGGGCUUCACCAGUGUGCCCAGCCAAGGGGGCAGCUCCCUGGGCAUGGCCCAGCACCACAACUCUGUCCGCAGGUACACGCUGUGCGAGUUCGCCCAGGAGCAGGAGGUGAAUCAUCGGGAGAUCCUCCGGGAGCACCUCAAGGAGGAGAAACUCCAUGCCAAGAAAAUGAAGCUGACAAAGAAUGGCACAGUGGAGUCAGAGGAGGCAGAUGGCCUGACCCUGGAGGACGUGUCGGACGAUGACAUCGACGUGGAGAACGUGGAAGUGGACGACUAUUUCUUUCUGCAGCCACUGCCCACCAAGCGGCGCCGAGCCCUGCUCCGGGCCUCCGGGGUUCACCGCAUCGAUGCUGAGGAGAAGCAGGAACUGCGCGCCAUCCGCCUGUCCCGAGAGGAAUGCGGCUGCGACUGCCGCCUGUACUGCGAUCCUGAAGCCUGCGCUUGCAGCCAAGCGGGAAUUAAAUGCCAGGUGGAUCGCAUGUCCUUCCCGUGUGGCUGCUCCAGGGACGGCUGUGGGAACAUGGCCGGGCGAAUAGAAUUUAAUCCCAUCCGGGUGCGGACUCACUAUCUCCACACCAUCAUGAAGCUGGAGCUGGAGAACAAGCGGCAGGUGAGCCGGCCCCAGGCCCUGGAGGAGGAGUCUCUGCACGGCUCCGGCAACGACUGGCUGGGAACCCAGCCCUCGGAGACGCAAGACUUCCAGGAGUUCAUGGCGGAGAACGAGACAGCCGUCAUGCACCUGCAGACGGCGGAGGAGCUGGAGAGGCUGAAGGCUGAGGAAGACUCCAGUGGUGCCAACAUAGAGAGCUUAGGAGUGUGCAUCCUUGAGGAGCCUCUGGCCGUGCCCGAGGGGCUGUGCCCAGGCCUACCCACACCUAUUCUCAUUCAAGCCCAGCUCCCUCCAGGUUCAUCUGUCCUGUGCUUCGCAGACAGCACCGAGCAGGCAGCCUCGGCUGUGGGCGACCAGUCCUACUUGAACAAUGGGCCGGUGGUGUACUACCAGGUGGACCAAAGGUCCGUGCUGGGGGUGAAGGGCGAGAGUGGCACGGAGGAGUCGGAGAUGCCCUCUCCUUACACAAAUGAGAAGGAUCUGAGCGUCUUCUCCGUCCCCAUGGCCUCGUUGGUGCCUUGCAGCAGAGCCGUGGCCCCGAGCAAGACGGAGACGGGGAAAGUAGCUGCCUUGUCUCUGGAGCCCUCCCUGCCCCACGAGAGCUGCAGGGCAACCAUGUCUCCUCCGUUCCGUACAAACGCUCAGUCGUCUGGACCAGAGCAGGCCCCAGAGAGAGCGUGUGAGCUGCCUUCCCCGGAGGAGCGCUCCCUGGGGCCCGCCCUGGCCGUGUGACCCAGCCCUUGGCCCCUCCACGUGCUUUCUCUGAUGUCUAUUUAUUGACAGAUAUUUUAUCGAGUGGCAGUGGCCGCUGAGGAUUAUUUAAUUCGGGUGGGGUGGGGUGGGGUGGGGGGAGCUGGGCUGCUUUGUACAUAUGAUUUAAAAGAAAACCAAUGAAACCAAGCGCUUGUGGCAGUCUCUUGAGGGGGUGGGGCAUCACGUCUAACACUGGAGGUGCUGCUCCGUGUGCCAGAUGAGGGAGGAGGCUCAGCUGAGCUCCCUCCCAGUUGUGGAACUGGGUGUCUCCCCCCCGACCCCCCAGGGACCAUCCUAUGUGAAUCUGUGUCCGUCUCCUAUAAGCAAUAGUGCGAAGCUGCCUCUUGUUCCUCCCCUUCGAGCACUGGACUUGGUCUGUGGGGCAGCAGGGAUGCCUUUCCGUGGUUGCUUCCCCCUGUGAUCUCGAACGUGUUUGUGUGGCAGAGUCUCAUCCUGCUUCUCAUCCCAGGUGAAACUGACAACAUUCCUACCGUACCGUCUGCUUCAGCACUUGCCCUUGGAACCUCCUGUCUGAGCCCCUCCCCAGCAGCGGAACAGCCUGGGCUCUCCGCUCUCCCCCUGGUAACUGCCACCCUUGUCAUGCCCUGAAGAGAUGGCUUUCUGUGGAUCAAUCAUCCUCCACGACUGGUUACGUUUACUCUUUCAGCAUGCAACCAUUUUAUAAACUAACACCCAGCUCAGAGUCUCCUGCUUGUCAGUAGCUUUGUCCUGCCCCCCGCCCCACUGCCUCCCAGCACUGCAUCACCUGCCUGUUAUGGGCUUGAUGGAAUCCGUUCAUUUUUUUAAAAGUUUUUUUUUUUUUUUUUUUAAUGUGCUGAAUGUUUACUGGGCCAUUCUGUGACCCAUUGCCUGUAACUGACUCUACAGUCCCUGUGCUGGGCUGUGGGCUCCCUUCCCCAUGGCAAACCCUUCUGGGAGCUCCCUCUUUGGACCUGGGCUACUCCAAUGGAAUUGAUCUUCUCUGUGGAAGUAUGAAGGUUGGAUGGUAAAGACUGGUAACCUGGUGGACACGGGUGGGAGGAUGCCACCUGACUGUUUCCUAAUCAAGUCCAUGUUUUCUGUUUUAAUUGCACAGGAAGUGGAGUGGGGAGGGGGAAGACCAAGAAUAUGAUCCACAUGCUCACCUAAAAAAAAGCUUCCUGCCACCCAGUCGCUUAAUAGUGACCCUUUGUCCUGGCUCGGUCUAAACUGGAGGGCAAGAGGUUUGCAUGCAAUGGAAUUGCAGCCUUGGGUGACUGGGUGAGCAGCAAACAUUUCCGCUCUUGAAAGAAAUCGGCCCUUUCCCUAUUAGGGCUGUCUGUGAAUUCAGCAGAGAUUGCAAAGGUGCAAUACGUUGGUGGCAGAGAAGGUGCUGUGCUCUGGGCUUGCAUCCCAGCCUGGUGCAGGGAGGCACAUAAUCAUCAUUUUAAUAAGACACAGCAUAUUCCCCAGACUCUGGGGGAAAGGCUAAAACUUCUCAAAACUGCCACAAUUCCUGCCUUCCAGGCAGGUAGCAAAAGCACUUUUCUCCCUAGUCUCACAGGCAUCUUUCCCUCUGUGGCAAAAAGCUGGUACAGACCCCUUCCCCUGGGUCCCCUCAUUCUCCUGGCCCAAGGAGAACACAUCCAGGACCCAGCUGUAUUUCUCUGCACUGUACUUUCUGAAAGGCCAGGACCCAGCACAACUGCAGCACUAAACUUCUGCGAAAAGCAGAAAUACCUUUCCCUUCUCUUUCAGACUCGUGGAGCCUGCCGGGCUGCCGAAACAAUCUCGUCCAUUUCACUCUUCCAUUACAGAUUUCUCCCAUAGUAAGUAGCUAUAGCACUUAUUUUGUGCUGGAAGGAUACUAAGCAGUUGGUGGUGGGUCAGCUACAUGUUAACGCCUUGCUGGAUUUCUAGGGUGAACAGAGCUGUGUUUUGGUGACUGGUAUUUAAAAUCCACUUGCUGUCUGACUUCUUCCUGGCGCAGUGAGCAGUUAGAAGUGAACGUUGCGUUCAGCAAACUAGCUUUUCCUCUUUGGUUUAGACUGUGAACCUCCUCUGGCCUCAGUGGCCAUGUAUCCUUAAACAUCAAAUACCCAGGCCCAUCACCUGCCUGCUGGGGCUAUGGCCACAACCCCAUCAACAUGUGAGAAAUGGACAAGAACAGCUCACACUGGUGCAGGUGAUAUUUCUUCUCCCCCGUUUGUUACGGGGCACAAAUGAAAUCACUAAAUUCCCUAUUUCCAAAUUCCACACUCUGAGUUAUAAAGCUGCGUACUGUAGAAUAGAUAGAGCUGUCCGGCCCACCCCCAGGGCAGCUGUCUUGUCAAAAGUGAGUCCCUAAACAGGAUGCUGAAUCUUGCACUUGGUGCAGCCACAGCUGGGCAUCUCCUGUAAACAGCCCAAGCACGCUCCCUGCAUUUUUGUUGCCUUAAUUCCACAGCCAAUCCCCUUCCUCUGGGACAGCAAGAAGCGUAAAGGCUUUAAAAGUCAUUCUUGCAGUAGGGCAGCAACAGAGCUUGUGCUAUUGAGCACUUUAAGCUUCACCCCUUGGCCGAACUUUAAGCAGCAGAACAUGCGCUUGAGACUGGAAUUAAGCAUUCACACCUUUUCCUGGCAGAUCCCUUUGAAGCCUUUAGCAGGGGGAAUUCUCUCCCCAACAUUCCAAGAUGGUGCUGCCAGUGAGCAGGAAGAGGCUAGUUGAACCCACACGUAAAGACUAAAGCUCUUCUCCUCCUCCUCCUCCCCCCAUAUCCCCCAUGGAAUAAUGGUCACUUGCGCCAGUAGGACGAUAAUUCCCUCCACUUCGCACAGUUAGCUGACCUGGCUGUGUGUGUUGAUCAGGUGUUGAGUAACUGGAUUGGCCAUUUGCCAGACUGACACCGUGUAUGCAUAAGGGCUUUGGGCAUGCGGUCUGCUCCUAUGAGAAACGGCAGCUCUCCUGUGCGAGGGAAAGAAAGUGAGUGGUUCUGCCUGUGACAUUUAAUAGAUAAAAUCUUUGAUACUAAAGUUCCCUUCUUGAUUUGUAUCCCAGUCCUUCGAUGCUAUGGAAGCAAAUGAAACUAGGCUGGGGCCUUCUGGCGAUGUGUGGAAAUACACAGGCUGACCAGAGGCUGGACUGCUUUAAAUGAAAUUACAGAAGAAUCCUAGAGCAGCAGUUAGGCUGGGGGCUCUCACACUAAACUAAGAACUAAUAGGAUUUAUUCUAUUUUUACAAAGAUAACUAUGCUGUUUAAUAGUGCAAUGAAAGUGCAUUUUGGCCUUUUCCCUUCCCCACACACACUUCAUGACACUAAUGCUGGUACUGCACUGUCUCCUCCUAAACCACUUUUGUUAGCCAUGUAGUAAACCCAACAGCCCAUCUCACUUCUGGUGCUAUUGAGCUGUUGCCUGUUCCCGAUCUGAGACAUUUUGGUUCUAGCCCUGCUUCUCUUCCUAUUUAAAUAGUGACUUCGCUACUUCUAACUUCUCCGGUCUCCUCUCACACACUGUAUACAGGUGGAAUUUUCAAUGUGAAUCCAAAGCUUGUCAGGUUCUCUGCAUUUUUUUUUUUUGGCCUUUUAGGUUCUUUUCAUUGUGAUAAUGCUGUAUUUAAAGAGAAUAUUUAAGUGUAAAAAUAAAGAAAUGCUCAAACUUG
Dermochelys coriacea (leatherback sea turtle) is the source of this 5533-nucleotide messenger RNA. RefSeq names its product cysteine and serine rich nuclear protein 2 (gene CSRNP2). Gene Ontology annotation, cellular component: nucleus. Lineage: Eukaryota; Metazoa; Chordata; Testudines; Dermochelyidae. Gene Ontology annotation, molecular function: DNA-binding transcription factor activity, RNA polymerase II-specific; sequence-specific DNA binding. Gene Ontology annotation, biological process: regulation of transcription by RNA polymerase II. Bases 313 to 1893 code for a protein of 526 amino acids. The transcript is spliced from 5 exons. The record is from RefSeq and is a predicted model, not a curated record.